UUAAAACCGAACGGUGAUAUUCGUAUCUGUGGCGACUAUAAGGAGGUCAAUUAUUUUCAAAAUUGGACUUAUCAAACGCUUAUAACCAACUUAUUCUUGAUGACAAAUCACAGCUUUUAUGUACCUGGUCUACGCAUAUUGGAACUUUGAAAAUGAAACGAUUACCUUUUGGCGUCAAACCUGCCGCUGCAAUAUUCCAAAAAACAAUGGAGAACUUAUUGCAAGGAAUACCAUUUGUGGUUGUAUAUCAAGAUGAUAUUACAGUAUCGGGUAAAGAUAUGAAUGAACAUAUUCGAAAUUUGAAGUCAGUGUUAAAUAAAUUAUUACAAGCUGGACUUAAGCUUAAUUUAUCUAAAUGUAAAUUUUUCAAAGAAGAAAUUUCAUACUUAGGUUUCACAAUUGACAGGUUUGGUCUUAGGAAAAAUAAAGAAAGAAUUAAUUCGGUAUUAAAUGCCCCCAUUCCUAACAACGUUUCAGAAUUACGUGCAUUUAUAGGUCUUGUGAAUUAUUAUGCAAAGUUUGUUAAUAAUUUUGCAAAAAUUAUGACUCCUUUGUAUAAGUUAUUACAGAAAAAUGUUAGAUUUGAGUGGUCCGAAAGUUGUCAAAUAGCCUAUGAUACAAUAAGAAAAGAAAUUACUUCUGAAAAAGUUCUGGUGCACUUUAAUCCAAAGUUACCAAUUUUCCUCACAACUGACGCAUCAGACUAUGCCAUAGCUGGUGUACUUUCGCACAAAUUUUCUGAAAAUGAAUUCAAACCAGUGGCAUUUAUUUCAAGAGCUUUAUCCAAAACUGAACAAAAGUACAGUACACAUGAAAAAGAAGCACUUGCAAUUAUUUUUAGCGUCACUAAAUUAAAACAGUAUUUGAUUGGAAAUGUUUUUACAUUAGGAACUGACCAUAAGCCAUUAAUUUCUAUAUUUGGCCAAAACAAAGGCUUGCCUGUAAUGGCAGCAGCACGUGUUCAGAGAUGGGCUUUUAUUCUCUCUGGAUUUAAUUAUAAAAUUGAGUAUGUUAAAGGUCAAUUAAAUGAAGCUGAUAAUUUAUCACGAAUACCUCAAUUUAAAACAAAUGUUGUCAAUGAGAAUGACAUUAAUGACAGUACUUUUAUAAAUUAUAUACAGAAGGAUAAUAUGUUGAGCCUUGACUUUAAAGAUAUAGCUAGGGAAAAUAGACGUGACCCUAUUCUUUCUAAAGUGUGUGAAUUUGUUCGAAUGGGUAAAAUUAGAGAACUAACAGGUGAUGAAUUUAAAUCAUUUAUCAACAAGGAUAUUGAGUUAACUGUUGACCAUGACUCCCCUGGACAUCCAGCCACAAACGGCCAGGCUGAAAAUUUCGUGAAAUCUCUUAAGAAAUCUAUUUAUGCAAAUUUAAAUUCUGAGAAAAAAGAAAAUAUUGAUGUAAUUUUAAAUCGUUUCUUAAUGGAUUAUCGUAAUACAAAACAUAGCUCAACUGGUGAGAGCCCGGCGAAAAUUUUUAUUGGAAGAUCGAUUAGAACACGACUUGAUCUAAUAAAACCUCCACUUUUUAAAAACAAAAUGUUGGAAAAUCAAAUGAAAAGUAUAUCAAAUCAUAAAGGUAAUAGAUCAGUUACUUUUGAAAAAGGUCAAAAUGUUUUCAUUAGAGACUACACAAAUGUAAAUAAAGAAUCAUGGGCCCCAGCUAUCAUUAAGGAUAGAACAGGUUCACUUUCAUAUCAGUGUAUUCUUUCAACUGGCAGAGUAAUAAAAAGACAUACUGAUCAAAUUAGGGCAGGAGUAAAGGAUGUCAGUAAUGAUUUUAUCCCGCCUGAAUUACCAUCAUCUUCAAAUGGAAGUACUUCGACGGAAAAGGUUGAACGGUCACAUAAUGAUAACAAUUCUUCAGAAGUAAAUAACAAUGAACAUGAACCAAAUUCAGAAAUUGUAAAUGAGUCUAUAAACACAAAUGUUAAUGAAGAAUUGUCAAAUAAAAAUCAAACUGAGAAGAAUGAAAACAAAUGUGGAAGAGUAUUAAGACCCAGAACAAAUAAAAAAAUUUAA
Molecule: messenger RNA, 2018 nt
Organism: Lucilia sericata (common green bottle fly)
Lineage: Eukaryota; Metazoa; Arthropoda; Insecta; Diptera; Calliphoridae
Exons: 3
Coding region: 153-2018 (621 amino acids)
Biological process (GO): DNA integration
Molecular function (GO): nucleic acid binding
Source: RefSeq, a predicted model, not a curated record